UAGAACCCGAUAAGCAGCUUCUGCAGAGCUCCGCCGCAUCCGAAGCCGUAACUUCAACCCCAAAAGCUUCACCAAUGGCGUCUCUCCUUCAACCUUCAUCUCAACUUCUUCUCCGGACACAAACUAAACACAAUACUCAACCAUCGCUUCUCCCUCGCUCCUCCCCUAAAACACCAUUUCUCGUCUCCUUACCUUCCCUCCGUCCCUCGAGACUCAAUCACCUCUCUACUUCCAUCUCAGCGUCGAAGAAACCAUCAGAGAUGGAGAACAAAAAACAGAAGAGUUCAAGCAAGGCGGAGGAACAAGUAGAAGAAGAGGAAGUAGAGGAGGACAUGCUGUGGAUUCAGGAGAAGGCGCUCGACCUAGUCGAGUUCACUGGCUCGGUGACUCAAGCGAUUCCAGGUCCCCGAGUUGGUAGCAGCAAGCUGCCGUGGAUGCUCGCCGUUCCGCUAGCCUACGCCGGCGUGACGUUCGUAAGCGCCUUCGUCAAGACCGUUAAGAAGUUCUCUUCUCCUAAAGCGCAACGCAAGAAACUGGUGAAUCAGAACGCUAUGCUUUGUAGAUCUAUAGAUGAGCUGUUACAGAGAGAAGGCGCAGUGAAUAGCUCUGAGCUUAAGGCAAUUGAAGAAAAGACAGGGUUUAACAUGUCUGAGAUAUUGAGGAAGUACAUACGCUAUGCGUUGAACGAGAAACCGUUUAACCCUGACCUUGUUGCGAGCCUCAUUCAUCUCAGAAGAGCUUCUGGUUUGGAUGAUUCUCAGAUUCCUGAGGUUUUGAAUGAGAUCUCCCGUCGUAUUGUUAAAGAAAAAGGUCCUGUUGUGAUGAACAUGCAAGGGUUUACGGAAAAGGGGUUCAAGAGAAAACUAGCCGUGCAGGCGCUUUUUGGAAAAAUCUACUAUCUUUCCGAGCUUCCUGACUUCUGCUCAAAAGACAACUCCUUAAUUGUCAAGGAAAUAUUCGGAGUUACAGACGAAGACGCAGAGAAGCUGCGGAUACACGCCCUUGCUGAAGCUGGAGACAUAGACUCACUUGAGAAAAUGGUGGAAUUCGAGAAAGCGGCUGAUUCUUCGUCGGAUAUAGAAGAUACAAAUGAAGAAGACGACACUACUACUACUGCUACCCCUUGAGAUAUAUGUUCAAAAACCAACUUCAGUACUAGAGAUUUUUCCAAGGGUUCUUUUAUUAUGCUAUUUGAGUUAAUCAGAAGUUCAACCAAAUAAAUCGUCUUUGGGUAUAGAGACGACUUGUGUAACAAAAAUUCGAAAAUGCAGCACAACAAAUACUAGUUGUGGCUUAUAUUAA
Messenger RNA from Brassica oleracea var. oleracea, 1302 nucleotides. RefSeq lists its product as uncharacterized. Bases 75 to 1127 code for a protein of 350 amino acids. Lineage: Eukaryota; Viridiplantae; Streptophyta; Magnoliopsida; Brassicales; Brassicaceae. The record is from RefSeq and is a predicted model, not a curated record. Gene Ontology annotation, cellular component: chloroplast thylakoid membrane; chloroplast envelope. The transcript has 6 exons.